CCGAAUUCUCCUGCCGGUUCCUCCUCCGGGUGCCAGUCUCGGGUGAUGGCAGCGCUGGGAGCCUUAGUGAAGAAAGUGUGGAGUAUCCGCAGCUUCUUGGUGCUGCUCUGUUCCCCGCUGGUCCUGCUGCCUAUCCUCUUCAGCCUGCCCCUCAAGGAAGGAAAAUGUCUCUAUGUAAUUCUACUCAUGGCUCUUUAUUGGUGCACUGAAGCGUUGCCAUUGUCCGUGACGGCUCUUCUUCCCAUAAUUCUCUUUCCUUUCCUGGGGAUCCUCCCUGCCAACAAAGUUUGCCCCCAGUAUUUUUUAGACACCAAUUUCCUCUUCCUGAGUGGCUUGAUCAUGGCAGCUGCCAUUGAAGAGUGGAAUCUGCAUCGCAGGAUUGCUCUGAGGAUCCUCAUGUUCGUGGGAGUUCAGCCAGCCAGGCUCAUUUUAGGAAUGAUGUUGACAACUUCCUUCCUGUCUAUGUGGCUGAGUAACACAGCCUCAACAGCCAUGAUGCUACCAAUCGCAACAGCAAUUCUGAAGAGUCUCUUUGGAGACAGAGAAACCUCUAGCAGGGAGCACGAGGAAAACCAAGUUCCCAUGCAGCAUAAUAAACUUCACACGGUGUCGACUGAGAUGCAGCUUCUCACCAAUGUUGAUGAAAAUGACUUGACGGAGAAGAAGGAUGUGACCAUUGACGUUUCCUCAGACUUAAGGAAGGAAGAAGAAUACAAGACUAACAUUUGGAAAGGUUUCCUCAUUUCCAUCCCUUACUCUGCCAGUAUUGGUGGGACAGCAACACUGACUGGAACAGCACCAAAUCUCCUUCUUUUGGGGCAGCUAAAGAGCUUUUUUCCAGAGUGCGAUGUUGUAAACUUUGGCUCUUGGUUUGUGUUUGCGUUUCCCUUAAUGGUGCUUUUUCUGUUUUUUGGAUGGCUUUGGAUCUCCUUCCUAUAUGGAUGUAUCACCUUAAGGAGAACAAAGAAAUCAGAAAUCAGAGCUGAUGCCGAAGCCAAAGCCAAAUCAGUAAUAAAAGAUGAAUAUCAGAAACUGGGUCCAAUAAAGUUUGCAGAACAGGCAGUUUUUGUUCUCUUCUGCAUAUUUGCCAUCCUGUUAUUCUCCAGAGACCCGAAAUUUAUCACAGGUUGGGCAAGCUUGUUCACACCAGGUUUUGUCACAGAUGCAGUUACUGGAGUCACAAUAGUGACAAUAUUGUUCUUCUUCCCUUCAAAAAGGCCAUCCCUUAAAUGGUGGUUUGACUUGAAAGCACCAAACACUGAAAACAGACCCCUGCUAUCAUGGAGAAAAGCUGAAGAGAGUGUACCUUGGAAUAUAAUUUUGUUGCUUGGAGGAGGUUUUGCUAUGGCCAAAGGAUGUGAGGAGUCAGGCUUGUCCAUCUGGAUUGGAGGCCGCCUGGACCCCUUGGAGAAUCUCCCUCCUCCCGUAGCUGUUAUUCUCAUCACUGUAGUAAUUGCCUUAUUCACAGAAUUUGCUAGUAACACAGCCACAAUCAUAAUCUUCCUUCCUGUCCUUGCAGAACUGGCCGUUCAUCUGAAAGUGCAUCCCCUCUACUUAAUGAUUCCAGGAACGAUAGGAUGCUCAUUUGCCUUCAUGCUUCCCGUCUCCACACCCCCAAAUUCAAUUGCCUUUGCUUCUGGGCACUUAAUGGUCAAAGAUAUGGCAAAGACUGGUCUGCUUAUGAAUCUGAUGGGGGUUUUACUUCUCAGCCUGGCUAUCAACACUUGGGCCAAUAGCAUCUUCCAGCUAAGCACGUUUCCCGCCUGGGCCAAUGUACAUUUGAAAAAUACCACUACCUCCCUCCUGGAAGAUGUUCAAAACGUCACUUUGAACUCGCUGAGUAAAUCAUGAACAAAACAACCUUGAGAGGGAGCUACCGCCUUCAGAUUUGGGCACUGAAAUUAGUCAGCAUCGAGCACAAGAUCACUUUCGUCUCAUUCGUCUGUGGCGAUGGCUACCCAGCUGCAUCUGCCGCUGUGUAGAAUAAAGAAGUCUGGAGAGCAGACUUUGUAAAUCAGAUGAACUGGCUUUGCUCCAGCUGAUGACUGAGAGCUCAGGGUUUUAAAGUUCCUUCUGAGAUAAGGUAGCAAAUUUGGGGGGGGGGGGGGACUACACGCAGCAAAUGGAAAUGUAAUAAUUAGGAAAGUGAGGCAUAUUUUCCCUCCCUUGUAUUCUUUCAGGUUCUGACAGGCCCCUUACAAAUGAGAGAACAGCUUCACAAAGUGGAACAAAACAGUCAUUAUAUUAUGAAUGAUGGGCAACAACUUGGAAGUGCAGCUGUCAGACAGCUCAUUUGGUUGAAAAAUUAUAGGAGCCCCUAAACCAUACAUGGAUGUUGGGAACAGACCAGAGUUUAAAUGAACAAGAAUCGUAGUGGCACCUUAUUUUUUUUUUAAUUCCCAAAUUAGCCUUCAUGAAAUUGAACCCUUUGGAAUUAUAAACCAGAGUUUGUUCAUGAUGAGAAUGAGCUUGGUUUUGUG
This is a messenger RNA of Heteronotia binoei (common prickly gecko), 2480 nucleotides long. It is a transcript of the gene SLC13A3, whose product is annotated as solute carrier family 13 member 3. The record is from RefSeq and is a predicted model, not a curated record. The coding region runs from base 46 to 1851 and encodes 601 amino acids. Gene Ontology annotation, cellular component: membrane. Gene Ontology annotation, biological process: monoatomic anion transmembrane transport; citrate transport. Lineage: Eukaryota; Metazoa; Chordata; Lepidosauria; Squamata; Gekkonidae. The transcript is spliced from 13 exons. Gene Ontology annotation, molecular function: sodium:dicarboxylate symporter activity; succinate transmembrane transporter activity; citrate transmembrane transporter activity.